Messenger RNA from Sparassis crispa, 1917 nucleotides. Its product is annotated as V-type proton ATPase catalytic subunit A. The record is from RefSeq and is a predicted model, not a curated record. NCBI's taxonomy places the organism in Eukaryota, Fungi, Basidiomycota, Agaricomycetes, Polyporales, Sparassidaceae. The transcript has 12 exons. Gene Ontology annotation, molecular function: ATP hydrolysis activity; ATP binding; proton-transporting ATPase activity, rotational mechanism. Gene Ontology annotation, biological process: proton transmembrane transport; ATP metabolic process. Bases 1 to 1917 code for a protein of 638 amino acids. Gene Ontology annotation, cellular component: fungal-type vacuole membrane; proton-transporting V-type ATPase, V1 domain.
AUGGCUGGUGCACUCCCAAAUGCUAAGAAGAACCUCCCAAAAAUCAGCGAUGAGGAUCGCGAGUCUCGCUUUGGUCAGGUGUUCGGUGUGUCCGGACCCGUCGUUGUCGCCGAGAACAUGACGGGGUGCGCCAUGUAUGAACUUGUGCGUGUAGGUCACGAUGAGCUUGUCGGAGAGGUUAUCAGGAUUGACGCGGACAGGACGACGAUUCAAGUGUACGAGGAGACGUCCGGUGUCACGGUAGGGGAUCCCGUCCUGCGCACCGGAAAGCCGCUCAGUGUAGAGCUCGGACCUGGUCUUAUGGGAAAUAUUGUCGAUGGAAUACAGCGACCACUCCGAUCUAUUCAAGAGUUGUCAAAGUCAAUUUACAUUCCACGAGGUAUCAACACAGAGGCUCUUGAUCGCUCGCUGCAGUGGGACUUCAGCCCAGCGGACUAUAAGGUUGGAGAUCACAUUUCAGGCGGCGAUAUCUUUGGACGUGUCUACGAGAACUCACUCGUCGAUAGCCACAAGAUUAUCCUCGCGCCUCGCGCAUUGGGAACCAUCUCGCAUAUAGCUGAGAAAGGUAGCUACGGGGUUGGCGAUGUCGUGUUGGAGACAGAAUUCCAAGGGAAGACAACGAAGCAUACUAUGAUGCAAGUCUGGCCCGUUCGUGCACCUCGACCUGUGGCGGAGAAGCAUACUGCGGACUACCCUCUACUGACUGGACAACGGAUCUUGGAUGCCCUUUUCCCUUGUGUACAAGGUGGUACCACUGCUAUUCCUGGUGCUUUCGGUUGCGGAAAGACCGUUAUCUCCCAAGCCCUGUCCAAGUUCUCUAACAGUGACAUUAUUAUAUAUGUCGGCUGUGGUGAACGAGGGAAUGAGAUGGCGGAAGUCUUGAUGGAAUUCCCCGAACUUACUAUGGAAGUUGGCGACCGUCAAGAGCCCAUUAUGAAGCGUACCACGCUCGUGGCCAACACCUCCAAUAUGCCGGUAGCAGCCCGCGAGGCAUCAAUCUACACUGGUAUCACCUUGGCAGAGUAUUUCCGUGACCAAGGCACCAACGUGUCCAUGAUGGCUGACUCCACUUCACGUUGGGCCGAGGCGCUGCGUGAAAUCUCGGGGCGUUUGGCUGAGAUGCCUGCUGAUUCAGGAUAUCCGGCAUACCUUGGAACGAAAUUGGCUGGCUUCUACGAACGCGCGGGGAAAGUCACUUGUCUGGGAAACCCUGUCCGACGAGGUACCGUCUCCAUCGUCGGCGCCGUGUCUCCGCCAGGUGGAGACUUCUCGGACCCAGUCACGUCCGCUACCCUCGGUAUCGUGCAAGUCUUCUGGGGUCUUGACAAGAAGCUGGCACAGCGGAAGCACUUCCCAUCAGUUAAUUGGAACAUCUCUUACUCGAAGUACACGAAGGUUCUCGAGCCACACUACGAGUCCACUGAGCCGGGCUUCGUCGAGUUGCGCACACGCACGAAGGAGAUCCUGCAGAAGGAGGAUGAUCUCGCCGAAAUUGUGCAGUUGGUCGGGAAGAGUGCCUUGGGAGAAUCCGACAAGAUCACACUAGAGGUGGCCCGCAUGUUGAAGGACGAUUUCCUUCAGCAAAACGGCAUGAGCGAAUAUGAUCGUUUCUGCCCAUUCUACAAGACAAGCUCAAUGUUGCGGAACUUCGUCGCCUUCCAUGAUGCUGCCCUUAAAGCGGUGACAAAUAGCGACAUUACGUUCGCCAAGGUCAGGGACUCAACAGGCGACAUCAUAUUCAAGUUGUCUCAGAUGAAGUUCGAGUCGCCAUCCCAAGGGAAGGAGGCGCUCAAGGGGAAAUUAGAUGCACUGUAUAAUGAGAUUCAAGACAAGUUCCGGCAACUAGGAGACUUUCUGAAUGACGAGUGGCAGCAAAUGCAGCGGCCAGGCCUCGGUGCCGCAGCACGUAGCCUUUGA